GCACGUAGGCCGAUGCGCAUGCGUCGUGAGAACAACCGGAAGCUGCUCUCGCACAGCCUGGCUGUCUACACUGAAUGACAACGCACUGAUUUCGCCUCCAAAAUGAUGAAGUUUCUCCCUAAACUGCUGCUGCUCGCGCUCUUUGCCUCCCCGGCGACCCUCCUCUUCAAAGGGACGGGGGCGAGCGCCCAGGACCUGAUGGAGGACGAGGAGACCGACGCCGUAGACGAAGACGUCGUGGACGACGUGGCGACUGAAGACGAGGACGACGAGGCGGAAGUAGAGGACGAUGAGAACGUGGAGCUGACGGAAGAAAAAGAGGAGGAGGAGGAGGAGGCGUUGGUCGGAGAGAUGAAGGCGUCCCCCAACGCAGACACCACCAUCCUCUUCGUCAAAGGAGACGACUUCCCUGCCAACGAAAUCGUGAAGUUCCUGCUCGGCUUCUCCAACAAAGGACCAGAGAACUUCGUGGUGGAGUCUCUGGACGCCUCCUUCCGUUACCCUCAGGAUUACCAGUUCUUUAUCCAGAACUUCACGGCGCUGCAGCUCGGCAUCGAGGUUCCCGCCAGCCGUCAGGCCACCUUCGAGUACUCCUUCAUCCCCGCCGAGCCCAUGGGGGGGCGGCCCUUCGGCCUGGUCAUCAACCUCAACUACAAGGACGCCAACGGGAACAUGUUCCAGGACGCCGUGUUCAACCAGACGGUCACCAUCACGGAGCGCGAGGACGGCCUGGACGGAGAGACCAUCUUCCUCUACGUCUUCCUGUCGGGCCUCGGGCUGCUGCUCGUCGUCGGGCUGCACCAGCUGAUCGAGUCCAGGAAGAGGAGACGCCCAGCUCCAAAGGUGGAGAUGGGGACCUCCAGCCACAACGACGUGGACCUCAGCUGGAUCCCUCAGGAGACCCUCAACCAGAUCAUGCAGAGUCGCAGAGACAAAGCGUCUCCCAGAAGAUCUCCUCGCAAGAGGAGCCAGAAACGCUCCGCCGGCUCGGACGAGUGACGUCGCCAUGACGACGGUCCCCUGAAAGACUUUAACCAGCGACACACACACACACACACACUUUGAAUGUGAUCAUGUGACUGGUUUUGUUGCAGAGCUUCAAUAAUUUGAUUUGAUGGAUGUCGUUUUUUCUUUUGAUCAUGAAGUAAAAUCAGCUGUAAAGUUCUGAAUUCUAAACUAAAUCUUUCCCCUUUGAACCUGUGUGGGGUCAAAGGUCAGCAUCAUC
Pungitius pungitius (ninespine stickleback) is the source of this 1225-nucleotide messenger RNA. RefSeq names its product signal sequence receptor, alpha (gene ssr1). The record is from RefSeq and is a predicted model, not a curated record. NCBI's taxonomy places the organism in Eukaryota, Metazoa, Chordata, Actinopteri, Perciformes, Gasterosteidae. The transcript is spliced from 10 exons. Gene Ontology annotation, cellular component: endoplasmic reticulum; endoplasmic reticulum membrane. Bases 103 to 999 code for a protein of 298 amino acids.